Molecule: messenger RNA, 855 nt
Organism: Cordyceps fumosorosea ARSEF 2679
Lineage: Eukaryota; Fungi; Ascomycota; Sordariomycetes; Hypocreales; Cordycipitaceae
Exons: 1
Coding region: 1-855 (284 amino acids)
Source: RefSeq, a predicted model, not a curated record
AUGGAUCGCAUGAGCUUCAUCCCAGGGCCCAAAGCCAAGGCCGAAAUCCACGAGGCCGAGGGCCGCAUCUUCUUCAACCGUGCGGCGGCGCUCGACUACGCUGAUGAGUUCAUUUGGCCCGGCGGCGGCGGAGGUGGCGGUGACCUCGCGCCUGGCAGCAGCAGCAGCAGCAGCAGCCCGCACGCGCCGCUGCUCUACCAGCUCGUCUGCGCGUGCUUGAGUGAGGGUGAUCUGGUGGAUGUGUGGUUUGGACUGCGUGGGCCCGACGCGGCGACCGGCGAGCACGCGCGGCCCGACGGGGAAGACCUCGGGCACACGUGGGCGGUGCUGACACGAGCGGCGGACGGUCAGACGCAAACGCUGUGGGAGGUGGGCCGCGACACGCCGUCCCCGGGGGAGGCCUACGCGCGGCGGGCGUUUGACGGCUUCCGCCAAGCGCUGGCCGAGUAUCAAGGGACGACGACGGCGGCGGAGGCGGCUCUGGUAGCAGAGAAGGUUGUGGAAGAAGACAAGGUGUGGCCGACAAUGUUCCGGGAGAAGCCGGUGGCGUCGCGCGCGCUCGCACCGGCGAACCUGUAUCGGGCGAGCGCGCGAAUGUGGUACUUUGUGGACUUUGCGCCGCCAGACCGCUUGUUGGAGGAAGCGCCAGCGCUGUCACGGCCGGUGCGGGCGUUUGACGCGCUCAUCCUAUCGACACUGGUAACGCUGGCGUACGGCGCGCCGCCCCUCGUGUUUGGUGUGCGGUACCGGCUGGAGAAUAUCGGGCGGGUGCCAGCGGCAUACCUGAGGACGCGGUAUGAGGCGGAUGAGGGACUGAGAGAGCUGACGGAGGAAGAGAUUUUGCUUGUCAUGUGA